This is a messenger RNA of Beauveria bassiana ARSEF 2860, 1071 nucleotides long. Its product is annotated as MAP kinase 1. NCBI's taxonomy places the organism in Eukaryota, Fungi, Ascomycota, Sordariomycetes, Hypocreales, Cordycipitaceae. Gene Ontology annotation, cellular component: nucleus; cytoplasm. The coding region runs from base 1 to 1071 and encodes 356 amino acids. The transcript has 4 exons. Gene Ontology annotation, biological process: protein phosphorylation; intracellular signal transduction. Gene Ontology annotation, molecular function: MAP kinase activity; ATP binding. The record is from RefSeq and is a predicted model, not a curated record.
AUGUCCCGCGCAAACCCUCCCAAUAACGCCUCGGCGUCGCGCAAAAUAUCUUUCAAUGUCAGCGAACAGUACGAUAUUCAGGACGUCGUUGGUGAAGGGGCUUACGGCGUUGUCUGCUCCGCCAUCCAUAAGCCAUCUGGCCAAAAAGUAGCCAUUAAGAAGAUUACACCCUUCGAUCAUUCCAUGUUCUGCCUUCGAACCCUCCGCGAAAUGAAGCUUCUUCGAUACUUCAAUCAUGAAAACAUCAUUUCCAUUCUCGACAUUCAGAAGCCCAGAGGCUUUGAUUCGUUCAACGAAGUGUAUCUCAUUCAGGAGCUCAUGGAGACCGACAUGCACCGAGUCAUUCGUACCCAGGUACUUUCCGAUGACCACUGCCAAUACUUCAUCUACCAGACCCUACGGGCACUCAAGGCUAUGCACUCGGCCAAUGUGCUGCACAGAGAUCUCAAGCCCUCCAACCUGCUCCUCAACGCCAACUGCGAUCUCAAGGUCUGCGAUUUCGGUCUUGCCAGAUCCGCCGCUUCGCAGGAAGACAAUUCUGGAUUCAUGACCGAAUACGUUGCUACCCGCUGGUACCGUGCACCCGAAAUUAUGUUGACCUUUAAGGAGUAUACCAAGGCCAUCGACGUCUGGUCUGUGGGCUGCAUCCUCGCCGAGAUGCUGAGCGGGAAGCCCUUGUUCCCCGGCAAGGAUUAUCACCACCAGCUGACCUUGAUUCUCGACGUCCUUGGCACCCCCACCAUGGAAGAUUACUACGGGAUCAAGUCGCGCCGCGCUCGUGAGUAUAUCCGCUCGCUGCCCUUCAAGAAGAAGGUCCUUUUCCGCACGCUAUUCGCCGACACGUCUGAUCUGGCCCUUGACCUGCUGGAAAAGCUUCUCGCCUUUAACCCCGUGAAGCGAAUCACGGUUGAGGAGGCUCUUAAGCACCCGUAUUUGGAGCCUUACCACGACCCCGAAGAUGAGCCGACCGCCCCUCCGAUUCCCGAGGAAUUCUUCGACUUUGACAAGCAUAAGGACAACCUGAGCAAAGAGCAGCUGAAGCAGCUCAUCUACCAAGAGAUCAUGCGGUAA